Molecule: messenger RNA, 1527 nt
Organism: Penicillium oxalicum
Lineage: Eukaryota; Fungi; Ascomycota; Eurotiomycetes; Eurotiales; Aspergillaceae
Exons: 3
Coding region: 1-1527 (508 amino acids)
Biological process (GO): protein deubiquitination
Molecular function (GO): cysteine-type deubiquitinase activity
Source: RefSeq, a predicted model, not a curated record
AUGUCUACACUCACCCACGGUGGCAGAAUCGUGCCUAUACUAACGGGCCACGAACAACAUCACCACGAACUCGACUCCACCCCCGACCCCCCGCGUUUCUUAGACUCUCAACCCCUUCAACAAAGUGCCAAACCCCCGCUGCUGGAUCAGCGGACACACCACGACACCAUGCGUCAUAGAAAACAAGUUGAUCACGCUUGUUUAGAGAUGCCGUGUUUGAAAGAACGCGGUCUCUUCGCUGUACCAACUGAAGGCGAUGGAAACUGUCUCUAUUACUCACUUUCCGAUCAACUCUUUGGCAAUUUCCUCCAUGGCGAUGAGAUCCGCCACCAACUUGCCGACCACAUGGCUGGGAACAAGACGUAUUUCAUGCAAUUUGUGGUGGCUGAAGGGGGUGAGCGUCGGCGUCCCAGGAGAGCCGCCGUCUCGGCAUACGCGACUCGGUCUGCUCAUUCGACCGCCCCAUCGACCGAGGACAAGGAACGACGCUUCAUGGACAUGAUCGCGUCGACGCGUAAAAAUGGCGAGUGGGGAAGCUCCGAGCACCUUCAAGCCUUUUGUCAAGUGUACCGUGUAGAUAUCAAUGUCUACACGAUGAGCGGUGUCCAAGCCUUCAGAGAUGUGAAUGCUUCUUGUGAUGAAUCCAGGGAUGUGGUUCAUGUAGCAUUUCACGAUUUCAAACACUACUCAUCAGUGAGGCCAGUGGAUGGUACACACAGGGGGCUCAUGGCAAAACAACUACUCCAGGCUCCCACUCCGCCGUGCUCCCAGUCUGAUGACUCCAAGCCACCAGUGUCAGACCUCGAAUGCUCUGACACAAAAGGAGAAACAAGCGAUGACAAGCAGGUGUCUCUGCCGAACACCCCAUUGUCACUAGAGCCCGAGAAUGACCAAGGCAUCACUUCGGUUGCCACCACUGACCCUUCCGUUGAGGGCCAGUCACCAAAUGCUGAUCUCGCUGUCGAUGUCUUUCCUCCUUGGGAUAUUCAGUCUAUUCAGGAUGGGCUUGGAGGUCGAUAUGAUCGUGACACCAUUGUAGACAUGCUGCAGAAAUGUCGAGGUGACAUCGACCGAGCCUUUGCUGCUCUGCUGGGGGAAAAGGACAGCGCCUUGCCGGAAAAACCGGCACUUCCAGCGCCCAACUUCAAGCCUUGCCUACAGGCUUCAAGAGAAUCGUCCCCUGUCAGUACUGGCAGCAAGCGCUCAGCGGAUGAUAGCGACGACUCAGACGACCAUACCUCCGCGAUUCGACAUGGUCGACCUAGAAAGCGGAUGGUGUCCAAUCUUACCCUGGGGGUGGGCAUCUCAUUCCGCGACGACCAGAAUGAGGUCUUGGCCCUCAACCUGCACAUGAACGGUGAGAGCGAGAAGGCCGAGAAAACCGAGAAGUCCGAGAAGAUCAAAGGCACGCCACUUCGUGAGAGCACAACUUCUGAUCCACCUCAGGAGCAAUCGGAGCGGCCUUCAGAGAACAACCCGAAGGGUCUUCGAAGAAGCAGUCGUCUGUCCAAGGCUCGUUCGGCCUGA